This is a messenger RNA of Ilyonectria robusta, 870 nucleotides long. RefSeq lists its product as uncharacterized. The record is from RefSeq and is a predicted model, not a curated record. Lineage: Eukaryota; Fungi; Ascomycota; Sordariomycetes; Hypocreales; Nectriaceae. The transcript has a single exon. Bases 244 to 723 code for a protein of 159 amino acids.
GCAGAUCCCAUCACGACUUGAAUGAACCUCCACGGGAGGGUGUACGGGCGAGCAAGGUGAGUGGCCUGGGGCGACGGCGAGCUGCGCAGAGGGUGCUUGCGCUCGUGGCACCAAUGGGCUCAUGGGUCCUCCGAGCGCUCGAUGGCUCAUGGGCGAGACCGCGAGAACAGCCAGACUCCAGUACAGUGCCACUGCGAGAGCGGGCGAGUGGGUGGCUACGUGACUGCGUGACUGACUGUGUGAAUGACCAAGCGACCGGGAGUCAGGACGACAGCGUCCCAACGAAAAUGCGAUCUACGCCUUCUGGAAACCUCAAUCUGUCCUGUUGGGAUCUGUUCUGGGCUCGUCCAUCCUAUUCAAGCUUGCGCUACACUUCGCAGAGUGCAUUACCAUCACAAACAAACUCCAGUCCAGGACCGCCAUCACAGCAUAACAGGCUUUCGGAGAGUCCAUCAAGCUCGCGGUAGCCCCCUGGACUGCAGCCACCGAGAACUGGGCCUCGGUGGGAAGGUGGGAGGCAAGGUGGAAAAGCCCUCUGGGGCCGUUCCAGGUCCGUCUGCCACUGUGCGAUUCCACCAGCCAGCCCCCCAGAACGCCCGGUUCAGAUUCUCGGUUCCUCGAGGACCCUCGAGGACCCUAUGGCCCACGACUGCGUUCGAUAGCGCCGGCCUUGUGCGGCCCCAGCUUUUCCCUCGCGGCCUCGACGGCGCCCCUUGUCUCUAGCGCCCUUGAAUGCGGGGCGGAGUGAGACUGCGACCCAAUUGAGCGAGGCGUAGGAUCUUGGGUGCUCUGUAGGCUUCGGCUUGUUGUUUAGGGUGUCCCCAAGUGCCUGGGGGCCAUACAACUCUGUAUGCACUCUCCUGGCUCCUG